Ruditapes philippinarum (Manila clam) is the source of this 1334-nucleotide messenger RNA. RefSeq lists its product as uncharacterized. NCBI's taxonomy places the organism in Eukaryota, Metazoa, Mollusca, Bivalvia, Venerida, Veneridae. The transcript has 6 exons. Bases 1 to 1323 code for a protein of 440 amino acids. Gene Ontology annotation, molecular function: enzyme inhibitor activity. The record is from RefSeq and is a predicted model, not a curated record.
AUGUCAACAAUCUACAUCGUAACUUUAACAUUACUACUGUCUUCUGUAACAGAUGGAUUUCAACUAAAGAAACGAUACCUCGCAUAUAACCCCGCAGACCUUUCUACAGCAUUGGGAUACCAAAAUCACCAAGUGCACGAUCUGACGUCAUUAGUAAAUGAAGCCAGUGGUGCUGCGCACGCAACCGGAAAUGCAAAAACUCAGACUGGACAGGCGGCAUAUAACGUUCCAAAUUUUCCUGCUAUGGGACAAAACCAAAUACAGUCGCAGACGGGAUCGCUUAGCGGUGGUUCAGGCACUGUUGUGGUGAACCCGAUUGUUUCCGGUACAAACGGCGUUGUUUCACAAGCUUCCGGUUCUAGCGGAAGCGGAUCUGCCUCGUUUUCAGGAACUAAUCAAUGGCGUUGCGAUGCACACGUGGUAGAAACAUGUGACACACAAUGUUUGGACGUUGAUCCCAAAGAUGGAUGCCCAUUCUGUAUCCCAGGCUGCCAUUCGUCGAUAGGGGGCUCUUCUUCUAGUGGCGGACAAGCUGCUCAAUCAGGGAGUGGUAUUCAAAAUCAAGGAUCUCUCAAUGUUGGAACUAACCAAUUGUCAAAUUCUGGACCAUUUGCUGUAGGGUCAGGACAGAACUCCGGAACACCGACUAGUACGGCUGCUCAGUCGGGAAAUUUAGGACAGAACACUGGAACACUCUCUGGUACUGCGAACCAAUCAGGGAAUUUAGGCCAGAACACCGGAACACUAACUGGGACGGCUGGUCAGACAGGGAACUUAGGACAGAACACCGGAACACUAACUGGUACGGCUGGUCAGACAGGGAACUUAGGACAGAACACCGGAACACUAACUGGUACGGCUGGCCAGACAGGGAACUUAGGACCGAAUACCGGGACACUGACGGGUACGGCUGGCCAGACAGGGACAGGUUUAGGCGGAAAUUUGAUACAACAACCAUCUGGUCUAGCUGGCACGAGUGGAAUUAACCAGGGAACACAGGCCAAACAGGGGACUUCAGGAGCCACAUUAACCAAUUCAGGCACCACAAAUGUGGCAUGUCCACAUUUUCCACCAAACUGUCCUAAAAUGUAUACAGUGUUAGACAAGAAUGGAUGUCUCGAUUGUACAAUUUUGUCUAGAAAUUCGCAGACGACAAAAAGUCCUGUAACUACAACAACAACAACUACUACUACUACAACAAUAACACAACUUCCGGUAACUUCAAGGACAUGCGCACCAACACGAUGCGUAGCGCCCUGUAACAUUGGUAUUGUACUGGACGCGAGUGGAUGCCCGCAUUGUCGAUGUCCAGCUCACAUCUGAUUUUAGAAUCA